Messenger RNA from Colletes gigas, 696 nucleotides. It is a transcript of the gene tap, whose product is annotated as basic helix-loop-helix neural transcription factor TAP. Gene Ontology annotation, molecular function: protein dimerization activity. The record is from RefSeq and is a predicted model, not a curated record. The transcript has 2 exons. The coding region runs from base 1 to 696 and encodes 231 amino acids. NCBI's taxonomy places the organism in Eukaryota, Metazoa, Arthropoda, Insecta, Hymenoptera, Colletidae.
AUGUCCUCGGAGUAUUCAUUCUGCAGCGAAGGAGGUUUCGACGAACUUUCAAGCUCCUCCGACUCUGGCUUCGACGUGAGCUUCGAAUCACCCAAACACGAAAUACAAGCAGACACUCUGUUUCCGCCGGCGAAGGAAGAGAAACGCAAGAAGACCAGAAGUACUCGGUGCAAGAGUCCUACGCAGGUGCUCAAGCUGAAAAGGAACCGGCGUAUAAAGGCAAACGAUCGCGAGAGGCACAGGAUGCACACAUUGAACGACGCCCUGGAGCGGCUCCGGAUGGCGUUGCCGACCUUCCCGGAAGACACCAAGCUGACGAAAAUCGAGACGCUCCGGUUCGCCCACAACUACAUUUGGGCGCUCUCGCAGACGCUGGGCAACGCGGAAACCGGCGAGAUCACCGUGAACGUCGGAAACGUGACGGUCAGCAUCGGCGAGAACGGAAACAUGAUCACAUCCUCGACGGGAAGCUGCGCGGUGGCGGCUCAGAAACGGUUGGGCCCGUCGCACGCUGGUUUCCCCUAUCCUCAGGAGAGAUUCGUCCCCGAGUGGCAGGAAUACGACUGUUACAGCGACCAGAGCGUCAGCCCACCGAUGCAGUAUCAACCGUGCUACGAUCAGAGGAUGUACCAUACGCAGCAUCAACUGCAAACGCCUCAUCACAUGGGACACAACAGCAUGUACCAGUGUCUUUAG